GAAAUACUGUUCGCUAUGAUUUUCAUCAAUGGCAAUGCGUGAUGGACUAAAAUGGAGGAAAUAUCGAAGUGCUAGCUAACACUUGCUAGAAGCACGAACCACUCUAGCCAACUGCUACCCACGUUCACCCUUGUAUUUUUCAGUAAAAAUGGCUAGCUACCAAACCCUUCGGCAAGACCAUGAGGGAGGAAGACUGAUCCAGGCUCAAUGAAACAGGAAAUAGGCAUCAAUGACACUUGACUGCUUUGCAGAAUAAGCAGUUAUUCUGUAAUGCUAGUUCAAUAACACCUGAGUUGUAUUCGCCAUGACUAUGAGAUCCACUUUGUUUGCUAAUGCAGGAUUUAAGCUGGACACUGAGAGAAUUGACUUUGACAAAUCACAAGUUGGAAAUGCAAAUGUUGUGAACUCCAUAACAAUCAAGAGAGAAACCUGUGACUUUGUCAUAGAUGUCCAUGACGUACACGGGGACAUCCACAACACUGGAGGGGAGAACCUCAGCAAAACUAAGAUCAUAGACCAGAAAUACAUAAUUCGGGCCCCAGUGGUUGCUGCACAAAAUAAAGCAGGAGGGGCACUAGUUCAAGGUGACAAUUGGGAAAGCACAGGGGUGCCGUCAUCCUCUGUCAGACAAAUGGGGGGUGAGGGAAUCCCAAUGAAAGGUAAACACUUUCUGAGUGAUGGUAUGGAUAAUAAAGAGUUGGUUUCAAACAAUAACUCCAAGGAUGCUGAUAGCACCAGAGGGGUCUCCCCUGGAGGAGUUGUCAACACUGCAUCCAUUGAGUUCAGCACAGAGGGCAAGUGGAGGAACAUCAGAAAAACCCCUGCUAACCCCCACACACAGGCCACCUGCCUCCGGCAGAUUCUCCUCCUUCAGCUGGACUUGAUUGAACAACAGCAACAACAGCUGCAGUCCAAGGACAAGGAGAUAGAUGAGCUGAAAGCAGACAAGGAGACGUUGCUGGCGCGUAUUGAGCGCAUGGAGCGUCGCUUGCAGCUGACGAGGAAGGACCCACGUGAUAAGCGCCUAUUUCAGCCACUAGAGCCCUGGACCCCAGAUAAAGAGGACCUGUGGGAUCUAGAAGUGUGUGACAGCCCACAGACUCCCACCCCCAGGACAAUCCCCUUCAGUCGAGGCGGCAAAGGCCUCAAGAGGAAAUUUUGCUUCCUGGACUCAAAAAUCCAGAAGUCACGAGGAGGGAAAGGCUCUAAGUUCACCUCCCCUAAGUCAGAGUGUGGAGCUGGCUCACCAUAUCAGAGGGAGCUGCGCAGUAAAGAGACCCCAGAGAAGAUGGGGUUUGGUCGGUCACCGGUGGAGAGGGAUACUCUGUACCCGAGCAAAGAGGACCCGGAGCGCACCGAUCAGAUGGAGGAGCUCCCUUUCAUGUCUACUACUGAGAUGUACCUGUGUCGCUGGCAUCAGCCGCCCCCCUCCCCCCAACGUGAGCCAUCCCCAUCCCCGAAGAAAGAGGAGGUUGUAGCCAUUCCAUCCUGGAAGGAAAACAGUAUGGAGCCCUUGGAUGAGGAGGCUGCCAGUGACAUCCCAGAGAUGUUGGACGACAGUGUCUUUUUGAAGCGCCAUGCAAAGCUGGAGUUGGAUGAGAAGAGAAGAAAAAGAUGGGACAUUCAGCGUAUCCGUGAGCAGCGCAUGUUUCAGCGCCUCCAGCAGCGCAUGAACAAGAAGAAGGGGAUCCAGGAGAGUGAGCCAGAGGUCUCCUCAUUUUACCCGGACACUGAGGAUGUCGAGUCCAUAAUCAUCACCCCUUUCCUGCCUGUGGUGGCCUUUGGCCGGCCAUUGCCGAAGCUUACUCAACAGAACUUUGACCUGCCUUGGCAGCGAAGCCGCUGCCGCAUCGAGGUGCCCAAAAAACACACGCCACAUCGUACCUGUCGGAAGUGAGGUGGUAUCUGCGUGUGUUAAGCAAAAGAGAGAGCCCUCUUCUCUCCCCAGAAAGGUUCUCUUUUCUUUUGUGGGAUUAGGCUGUCACUGGCGUAGCAUGCACUACUCUCAAUAGUCUGUGGAAAAGUAAACCAUUGUCCUCCGUGUUGUCACUUGCCAGCUGUCUUAGAGAAGGAGCUGUUGUACAUUGGGAAAAUGGCUACCAAAUUUGUUAGCUAUGGUACAUUUGUUGCCCAUGCUACUCAAAAUGAAAGAAUAGCUGUACCCC
This is a messenger RNA of Oncorhynchus nerka (sockeye salmon), 2165 nucleotides long. Its product is annotated as male-specific lethal 1-like 1. Gene Ontology annotation, molecular function: chromatin binding. The record is from RefSeq and is a predicted model, not a curated record. The coding region runs from base 305 to 1897 and encodes 530 amino acids. Gene Ontology annotation, cellular component: MSL complex. The transcript is spliced from 9 exons. Lineage: Eukaryota; Metazoa; Chordata; Actinopteri; Salmoniformes; Salmonidae.